Messenger RNA from Tripterygium wilfordii, 2046 nucleotides. RefSeq names its product sulfite exporter TauE/SafE family protein 3. The transcript has 12 exons. The record is from RefSeq and is a predicted model, not a curated record. Lineage: Eukaryota; Viridiplantae; Streptophyta; Magnoliopsida; Celastrales; Celastraceae. Gene Ontology annotation, biological process: protein ubiquitination. The coding region runs from base 396 to 1823 and encodes 475 amino acids. Gene Ontology annotation, cellular component: Cul4A-RING E3 ubiquitin ligase complex; membrane.
GCUCCGCCAAGUCCAUGUCCGAAACCAAACCCGAAUCCUUCUCUUGGUCCUCACAAACUUUCCUUCUCUUCUUUGUCAGCGAACCAGAAUUUCACACUCAACAAUCAAAGCAUUUAUGAUUUCUUCUCCGCACCACAACUUCUCUAAUGUCUCGCCAAUCUCGUAGGACUAGGGACCCGUAAUCCAUCAUAUCCACACAACCAUUAUUCUCGGGAACUAAACGCCGACAGAAACACCAUAACAAAGUAGUUCUUUUUCUCUCUCUUUUUUUUUGAAAUUCAAGAUUUGUGAGCUAUUUUGAGGGGCAAGUUUCGACUCUGCUGGUCAAAUUUGUGUUGAAUCAACGUAUUCUCUUCAGAGAAAACAAAGAAAAAGUGUUUGGGUUUGACGAUCUGAUGGCGGAUUUUGGACCCAAAUGGAAGGUCUUGAGGUCGGUAUUGAUGGUAUUUUUCAACUUUGGCUUAGCUUUGGUGUUCGUAGAGGCCGAGAGAGGCUUGAAGCUUCGCGAAGAGGUUACGGGAUUCAGUGGAACAGAGGAUUCUGCAGCGAGUUACCUUCUCAAAGCAGUAAAUUUCUUUUGGAAAUCUGAUCGAACAGGUUAUCAGCAUGUUUGGCCGGAAAUGAGAUUUGACUGGCAAAUUGUGGUGGGUACCAUUGUUGGAUUCUGUGGAGCAGCAUUCGGGAGUGUUGGUGGUGUUGGUGGUGGUGGCAUUUUUGUUCCGAUGCUUAGCCUGAUUAUUGGGUUUGAUCCAAAAUCAGCAACUGCAAUUUCAAAAUGCAUGAUCAUGGGUGCAGCAGCUUCAACUGUAUACUAUAACCUUAAGCUAAGGCAUCCUACACUUGAUAUGCCUAUUAUUGACUAUGAUUUGGCUCUGCUAAUCCAACCAAUGCUAAUGCUGGGAAUUAGCAUAGGAGUUAUUUUCAAUGUGAUAUUCCCUGACUGGAUGGUCACAGUUCUACUUAUCAUUCUCUUUAUAGGCACGUCAACGAGGGCGUUCUUCAAGGGUGUUGAGACAUGGAAAAAGGAAACCAUAAUGAAAAAGGAGGCGGCUAGGCAUUUGGAGGCUAAUAAUGGUGGUGGUCAGGAAGUGGAAUACAAGCCCCUCCCCGGUGGCCCUCAAAAGGACACCAUAGAACCAGAGGUAUCAAUUAUCAGAAAUGUUUAUUGGAAGGAACUUGGACUGCUUGUUUUCGUUUGGCUCGCAUUCCUUGCGCUUCAGAUAGCUAAGAGUUAUACUUCUACUUGUUCGACAGCAUAUUGGAUAUUGAACUUGCUGCAGAUUCCAAUCUCUGUAGGGGUAUCAACUUAUGAGGCAGUAAGCCUAUACAGAGGACAGAAAGUGGUUGCAUCCACAGGAGAUCAAGGCAGAGACUGGAAAGUUCACCAGCUUGUGACCUAUUGUGCAUUUGGUGUACUCGCUGGAAUUGUUGGUGGACUUCUUGGACUAGGUGGUGGAUUUAUCAUGGGUCCGAUGUUUUUGGAACUGGGUGUCCCUCCUCAGGUCUCAAGUGCCACAGCAACAUUUGCAAUGACAUUCUCUUCAUCCAUGUCUGUGGUAGAAUACUAUCUUCUGAAACGUUUUCCGGUUCCAUACGCUCUCUACUUUGUGGCCGUAGCCACAUUUGCUGCAUUAGUAGGGCAGCAUAUAGUGAGACGGAUGAUCAUUAUGCUUGGAAGAGCAUCACUUAUCAUAUUCAUUCUAGCCUUCACAAUAUUUGUUAGUGCUAUCUCACUAGGGGGAGUGGGCAUAUCAAACAUGAUUUGGAAAAUUGAGAGACAGGAAUACAUGGGAUUUGAGAACCUCUGCAAAUAUGAUGCAUAGCAUGUUGUUUUCUAUUUUCCCUCGAUACUCUCAUUGAAAGCUCCAGUACCUAAUCUUCUAAUUCAAUUGAAAGGAAGGGUCUGUGCUUGUUGCUGUCAAAUUUUCAAAUUGGGAUUUCACGGUUUUUCAUAAGUAAAUGUUAACAGAAUUGCAUCUUAGUGGAAUUUAUCACUAAAAAUUCCAACUUUAAUAAAGAUGAGAGCGACUAGAGAUUUGACACUGA